ACGGCGGCAGAAAGAUUAGCGAACAAUCUCCUAUCACUGAAGUAACCCUCGUCAGAGGCGGCGGCGCCGCGUGCGCACGGCCGGAAGCCGCGACAGGUGCGGCCCCGGCAACGCCGGCCCCCUCCAGGCGGCCGCCGAACGCAGCCCGCCGCUCGCCGUCGGCGCGACGUCGGCGCGACUUCCGAGCCGGCCCGGCAGGGGAGCGGAUGAGCGCCCGGUGAGCGCCCCUCUGCGUGUCGCCAUGGCCGCGCGCCCGGGCCCGCUGUGGCUCCUGGGGCUGGCGCUGUGCGCGCUGAGCGGCAGCGGCGGCCCCGGCGGCCCUGGCCCGCGCCCCCCGCCGGGCUGCCUGCAGCGUCGUCUGGGCCCGCGCGAGCGGCGCGAGAUGCAGCGCGAGAUCCUGGCGGUGCUCGGACUGCCCGGGCGGUCCCGGCCCCGAGCGCCGCCCGCCGCCGCCCGCCUGCCCGCGUCCGCGCCGCUCUUCAUGCUGGACCUCUACCACGCCAUGGCUGGCAACGACGACGAGGACGGCGGGCGCUCGGAGCGGGGCCUCGGCCGCGCCGACCUGGUCAUGAGCUUCGUCAACAUGGUGGAGCUCGACCGCACCCUGGACCCCCAGGAGCCCCACUGGAAGGAGUUCCGGUUUGACCUGACCCAGAUCCCAGCAGGGGAGGUGGUCACAGCUGCAGAGCUCCGGAUUUAUAAGCUGCCCAGCCUGCACCAGAGCAACAAGACCCUCCACAUCAGCAUGUUCGCGGUCGUCGAGGAGCAGUCCAACAGGGAGUCUGACUUGUUCUUUUUGGAUCUUCAGACGCUCCGAGCUGGGGACGAGGGCUGGCUGGUGAUGGAUGUCACAGCAGCCAGUGACCACUGGUUGUUGAACAGUAACAAGGACCUUGGACUCCGACUCUAUGUGGAAACAGAGGAUGGGCACAGCAUGGAUCCUGGCCUGGCUGGGCUGCUGGGGCAACAGGCACCACGCUCCAAACAGCCUUUCAUGGUCACUUUCUUCAGGGCGAGCCCAAGUCCUGUCCGAGCCCCUCGGGCAGUGAGGCCCCUGAAGAGGAGGCCACCGAAGAAAACUAAUGAGCUGCCUCACCCAAACAAACUCCCAGGGAUCUUUGAUGACGUGCAUGGCUACAAUGGGCGACGGGUUUGCCGCCGGCACGAGCUCUAUGUCAGCUUCCAGGACCUUGGCUGGCUGGAUUGGGUCAUCGCCCCCCAAGGCUACUCCGCAUAUUACUGUGAGGGGGAGUGUUCCUUCCCUCUGGACUCCUGCAUGAACGCCACCAACCACGCCAUCCUGCAGUCCCUGGUGCACCUGAUGAAGCCAGAGACAGUCCCCAAGGCGUGCUGUGCACCCACCAAGCUGAGUGCCACUUCUGUGCUCUACUAUGACAACAGCAACAAUGUCAUCCUGCGAAAGCACCGUAACAUGGUGGUCAAGGCCUGCGGCUGCCACUGAACCCCCACCCCGCCUGGCCCUGCUGCAGCCAUCCCUCCCCAUGCCAGGCAGGGCCCUGACCAGAGGCAGGAAACCCUCAAAUGCAGUCAUAGCUCAGGUAGCAUUGGCUGUGAGGGCCCACUUCCUGCCAAGGUUCUGGUCCACUCCAGGACUCUCUGUCUCCCUUCCCUUGGGGUUUCUGGCAGACUCUCCUCCGCCCCAGUCCUACUGGGCCUACAGCACACGGUAGCUGCAGAAGUGUGUGCUGACUGGGCUGUCUGGGCUCAGCCAGAAGUCCUAUCUUAGGACCUGCCCGUGGCCAUCACUGGCCCAGCCUGGCAGCCCCAGGGUAGUCUGGGGAGCACCUGUGACCCCAGGUUGGCCAGCUGAGGCCCUGCACCAUUCAUCACAGGGUUUGGGCCUGCCCCUUCCUAAGUGCAGAACUGGGCGUUUCUGGGGCCCAGACAACAGGGAUAUGCCCUCAAUAUAGUAUAUUCUUGGAUUCUUAACUUGGCCCUGGGCAAAGUUAAGCAUAUGGGUCAGGAAAAGAAAGCUGCUUGGGCCUCAUGACUCAAGGUUGAAGCCAAUGGAGACAUUUCGAGGCAUUUAUUUUCCCGUCUUCCUGGCCUGGACCUGCCCCUGCCCCUGCCCCUGCCGCUGCUAAAAAUGGGCUUUGUGUCCAAUUACCAGCCUUUUCAGUUUGAAAGAACCUUGGGGGUCCGCAGUUUCCGCAACCAUCCCCACCAUGUUGAGCCUUCUAGAGUUCAGCACUGAGAAAAAGUUAACAUUAAUCUUUAGCAGAAGCAAUGACAGCAGCCAGAGUGGUCAAGGGUGGCAAAAAUAGCACAGAACUCACCAUUUCCUAUUCUCUUGUCCAUGACCAACAUCAGUAAUCAACCUGGGUACUUUUUCCACCGAAUGUGGAUACAGCCUCAAAAUCCUCAGCACAAAAUGCCAGACAGGCGCAACCAAUUGUUCAGAGUUAAAUGAACUUGGUUUCCCACCUCCUGCCACACUAAGGAGCAAUCCAUUCUACCCGGAGCAUGGUGCCUGAAAAGACCGGGCAGCCUAUGGCCAGGGUGGGUACCUGUCAGUGCCCACCAGUGUCUAGGAGUUAAGAACAAGCUGGUCACCAAAGUCUGUGUGACCCUGCAUGCCCAGGAGCCCUGUCCUGUUUCUCUGGGCCUGUGAGCCAAAGAAAAGGUCCCUAUCCCAGCGGAGAGACAGGUAGUAAUUAGGCAGAGCUGGGUGGGGAGGUUCAACCUAGCCACAACUGUUCCCGGAAACUACUCUCCUUUGGGAGCAGCUGCUGGGAGUUGGAGUGUUUAUUUGAUUUCUGACUUGCUACGCCUGUAAUUUACCUGCUGGCGCAGACAGAACCCAGCUGCCCAAACCCUGAAAUACUGUGUCAUUAAAAGCAGAUCCUGGGCUCACCUUAAUGAACAGGUGCAUCUCUGGAAUUCACAAUCUGCACCCCUGAGGUUCCUCCAGGGACAGCAGGUGUGGCAGCAGGAGUGGAGGCUGGGGGUGUGCUGCAGGCCAGCAGCCCCUCCAUGUGGGCCUGGGAAGGCCUCUGUGUGCCAGUGCAGAGACCCUCCCCAUUGCUCAGAGGAGCCCGUGUGGCAUAGAAUGUCUGGAAGGUGGGGAGUUCCCCCUUAGCCUGGCGCUUUGAGCUCAGGCUGGAAGGUACUAGAGGACGGAUGCACUGGCCCAAAUGUCAGGAAACUUAUAUUCUGGUUCUAGCCCAGCCACUGACUUGCCGGUGUCUGGACAAGUCCCUUUCCUUAUCCAUGCCUUAGUUUCCCAUCUGUGACAUGAGGACACGGGAGUCUUUUCCAAAGGUCCCUCAAGCCUGCUGGCCUCACCACAGAGUCAAGACAGCCUGAAUCCAGUUGCCCAUAUGACACGAAACCUGUCACCUCAGUACUUUAACAGCUCUCUUCUCCGAAUCUCAUGAUCAGUUGUGGCUUAGAAAUUAGCCUAUUGUGACAACUAAAUGUCAAUGUCUGGUAUUGUCAAUGCCCAUCAUGUAAUCUGGCAGGGUUUGGGUUUGCCAGGGAAGUUUGUCAAGCAGAUGCUUUGAAGAAAAACUAUGCCUUGCCCAUCAGGUAUGCAGAGCAGGAACCAAGGACCGUGUCACUCCGUUUCCAUGUGGUACAGCAAUAAGUCAACAGUCAUAACCCUCCUGCCAGAUUUCUAGAACCCUUAGUUAUCCAGGCAGCCACCAAAUAAAAACAAGUAGAAAAGGACACAGAGAUGUGAGACAGUUGUGGACAUAAAGCCCACGAGGUGGGUCAUCCCAGCUCAGUAUUCAGUUACCAUGACAAACUUUUUUAUCUGGCUGCCUCUGGCAGCCCAGGGUACAAUAAAAGGCUGCACAUUAGAAGCAUAAACAAGGAUGGUCAACUCAGGCCUAAAGAUAGCAGUGAGAAGUAAACACUGCCAAGAACGGAGGACACACGGAAGAGCAGAAUCUGGGGCCAUUCUGUGUGGGUCAAACUGCUGCUUUGUCUGCUUGAAAACCCCCGUGAACAUCUUCCUAACUGCCACACAAUGCUGGCCUUGAUGCCAGCUUAUCAUACAAAAGGAUACUCUUUUAUGUCUGUCUGUGUCUUAAUGUAGAAAAGUGGGUAACAUGCUUUAGAGAAAUUCCCUACAAUUUCACAGGAAAAGAGGCUAUGAAUAGGAGCUGGUGGGUUUUGGAGCCAAGCAGAUCUGGCAUUGAAUCCUGGCUCUGCCUCGUGUUAAUCUGACCAAAUCAUGUAACCUCUGAGCCUGCUUCUUCCUCUGUAGACUGGAGUAUUGGUUCUGCCCUUGCAGACCACUGUGGAUCAGAUAUGUCCACAGAGCACUUAGCUCUGCAUGAAUGUGUUGAAUAAAUAUCUGUUUUAGUUUCUCAGCUACGAAAACAAAUACCAUACAGUGGGUUGGCUUAACAACAGGAAUUCACUGUCUUAUGGCUUUGAGGCUAGAAGUCCAAAACCAAGGCAUCAGCAAAGCAAUGCUUUCUCCCCAAAGCUGUGGAAUUCUGGGGCUGGCUGCCGGUGAUCCUUAGUCCUUGGCUUUGCACAUAGCAGCAUCUUCUGGCUACUCCCCGUGGCUUCUCCCUGUGGCCUCUAUAAAGCUUCUAGCAACAGGAUUAAGACCCAUUGAUGAUUUGGUGGCCACAUCUGAACUGAAGUAACUUCAUCAAAGGUCCUAUUUGUAAUGGGUUUACACCCACAAGAGUGGAUUAAGAACAUAUUUUUCUACAGUGUACACCUCCAAGCCACCACAGCAUCUAUCAGCAGUCUUAUUUUAAAUGAAUUUGCAAAUUUUGAGCCUUUCCUGUGUGCCUUCCUAUUAAAACCCACCCCUCCAAGAAGGUGUCCUGGAGGUGCUGCUGGACUUACUUCAAAACUGUACUUUUCCUAAAAUAAUCUAAAGUUGACCAUCUUUUGGGAUGAGCUGUGGACGUGUGUUCUCACCUGCCUUUGGAAGGAGUCCAGGCCAGCACUGACCAGAGCUGGGCCCUCUGUUUAGGAUGUGGCAAGGCCGUGCCCUUGCAUUCUCAAAGAUAGGAGUGUCCUGCAGGACACUGCCCCCUCCCAGGAAACUGAAGGGGGAAAUUUUGUAUUAAAGGUUUCUCUUCGUACUUGGAUAUUUUAAAAUAUCAAAAAGAACCUUUUUUCUAACUUAAGAAAACAUUACACACUUCCUGGGGAAAUUUUUGAAAAUACCAUAAAACAGAAAAUAAACACCAAUAAUCCCACCUCAUAGAUAACCAGAACUAGUAAUUCUUUCCUGUCUCUUUUCUUGGCACAUGUGUAUUUGUCUUUCUAUAUAUAGAAAUUUUACAAAGUUAGGAUCAUACUGUAUGCACUACUUGGUAAUCUGCUUUAUUCAAUUCAUGAUAUAUUUUGAAAUUUUGUUAUUAAAUAUUCUUAG
This is a messenger RNA of Choloepus didactylus (southern two-toed sloth), 5368 nucleotides long. RefSeq names its product bone morphogenetic protein 8A. The record is from RefSeq and is a predicted model, not a curated record. Gene Ontology annotation, biological process: SMAD protein signal transduction. Gene Ontology annotation, cellular component: extracellular region. NCBI's taxonomy places the organism in Eukaryota, Metazoa, Chordata, Mammalia, Pilosa, Megalonychidae. The transcript is spliced from 7 exons. Gene Ontology annotation, molecular function: growth factor activity; cytokine activity. The coding region runs from base 242 to 1462 and encodes 406 amino acids.